GGAGCCGGCGCCGGGAGCGGUAGCGGGAGAGCGGCAGCGGGACCCCAGCGCGGGCGGCGGCGGCUGGGCGGGAGCCCCAGAGGUACUGGCGGGAGCAGGGGACGGGAGGCACUACUGUCGGGCCCGACAGGGGAGAGGUGGCCUAGCCGUGGGCCCGGGUGAUGUGUAUGGGAGUGGGGUCCUCGCCACGUUCGCCGCCAGCACCCUCCCAACUUCCCUCCGGGCUCCAGCUCAGUCCCGAGUCAAUAUGUCCAGCCCCCUGUCUCUGACCAGCCGUUCCUACUCUCUCUGUGUGACGGCUUAGCCUGGCCAGCCAGCCGGCGGCCUCCACCCCAGUCCCUGGCCUGGCCUGGGAGGAAACAUCUGUCGCGCCCCCUGGCAGCCGAAAUGGGGUCAUGACCUCCAGAUGUGCUGGGAAGUGGCCAGCUCCUCCUCCUGGGGCAGCCAGGCCUUCCGGAUCUGUGGGGGCGGGGCCGGCCCUUUCCCCCCACCCCUAGUGACACAGGCCCGGAGGAAUGUCCUAGCCUCAAUGGACCCUGUGUGAAGCUUCAGGGUGGGGGGCAGAGCCCGAGAACACCCCUCAAGGCAGCGCCAGAGCCUGGCACUGGGCCACAGCAAGAGGCAGCGCACAGGCUGGGUGCACACAUGCACAGAUCUCACUUCCAAGCGUGCAGAGCUCAGCCCACAAGGAGCGGGGCUUGCACAGACCCCCUCCCUCAUGCCCUCCUACUCCUUCACACACUAUAGCCCAGGCCCGAGCGCUGAAUGUGCCCAGAGCUUGGCUCAUGGAGCCAGGGGCUACACCCGUCACACACACACAUAGCUAGCGACACUCACCUCAUUCUUCUCAGUCUCUCAGCAGCCUUGGGAGGGGACAGAAAUAAUUAAACCCAAUUUUUUUCUUUGUUUUUUUGGAGACAGUCUCACUCUGUCCCGCAGGCUGGAGUUCAGUGGCGCGAUCUCGGCUCACUGCAACCUCUGCCUCCCAGGUUUAAGCGAUUCUCCUGCCUCAGCCUCCUGAGUGGCUGGGACUACAGGUGCGCACCACCACACCCGGCUAAUUUUUAUGUUUUUAGUAGAGACAGGGUUUCACCAUGUUAGCUAGGCUGGUCUUGAACUCCUGACCUCAGGUGAUCCCCCCGCCUUGGCCUCCCAAAGUGCUGGGAUUACAGGCCACAGCCACCGCACCCGGCCAGUUAACCCCAUUUUAGAGAUGAGAAAACAGAGGCUCAAGGUCAGCAUGGGAGUUUAUUCAGGAGAAAUCAAGGUAGAAGCACCUGGGCUGGGGAGCCGACUCUUGCUUGGUUCUGGAGGCCCCAGACGAAGGGUGUGUGGAGCCCCUCCUCCACCCCCCUCCGGCCCAGCCCCGCAUGAUGUUGCUGGAUGCUGCAUGAAGACCCACCAUUAGAUGCCUGUACCCCCAGUGGAGGUUCCCCAGCUCCCUGUCCUCACUGCCUACUCCAUCCAGGGCUUGCCUGGGUGUGGCUUCCCUCAAGUUCUCACACCACCAUUUGCACCUGCCUCUGGCGUCACGUUUCCGCACUUAGCAGGUCCCUGGGGCUUUGGGUGUCUCAAUCUUGCAUCCUGUGAGACCUUGAACCUCAGCCCAACACCCACCCCCCAAAACCUACGCACACAGACAGCAGUGGGCAGGUGCAGCCCUGCUUAGGGCCUGGAGAUGGGCAGACCCAGGCUCACAUCCUAGCUCUGACACGGAAUUGCUUCAGGCAAGAGCAUCUCCUCUGGACCUCAUCUGACCAUCUGUCACAUGGGGUUCAGACCUCCCUGUCUGCAUCAGUGAGACCAGGUAGGCAGAGGUCCCUAUGGGUCCCUGUCAUUGUGACUCCUCUUGCCCCCAAGCCUGGGCACAGUAGCCUGCAAGAAGGUGAGUUGGCCUGUCCUUCAGGGCAGGGUGACUGGGGUCCCAUGACAGCUGCUGUGACCCCAGCACCUUCCUCAGGAUGUGGGGGCCUGGCAGAGGGCUGGGCCCACAGUUGGGGCUACUUCCUGUGCUGAAGGAAGUCCUCUUGCCAUUCCUGCUGCCCUGCCGCUGCCUCCCUGGGAACCCAUGUGUCCUUGUGGUAUUGAGGCCUUGAGGUCCAGGGCACUGAGAUCAGACCUCUCUGGGUGAUCAGCUCUCCAGGGACCCUGAAGGAAGUGGGAGGGGCAAGGAGGAAGGUCUCUGGGGACAGGACGUCCUCCCUUUGUUAAGUGGGCAGGACCCAGACACCAGUGGCCCCUGGGUUUCCCGUCCCAGCCAAUACAAGUCAUCUGUCCGGUUGGGCUAGGUCCUGGUGGGACCCUUACUCUGGGCCCAGGCCAAAGCUAAGGUGUGUGGGUGGCGACUGGGGGACCCUGGCAGUCCCAGGGCUGCCCAGGCUCCAGGACCCUCAGGACCAAGACCCAACAGCCCAGCCUCUAGCCUUGCCCAGCUAAGCUGGGGAGGGGGCUGGAAACUUUAGCCCUAGGCAGACAAGGAAGUGGCCUGGAAAGCGGAAGCAGCUUUGAUGGUCUCGGAGGGGGCCGGAAGCCAACACGGGUGGUGGAGGACCAGGCUGGGGGCCUGGGUUCCUGUUUUCUGCCCAGGCCCCUCUGAGCAGCCCCCUCCUCCUUCAGGGCAGGAACUGCUGCCACAACCUCAGGCUGGGCACCAAACACCCGUGCCCGCCAAUGCGGCCCAGCCCCCGGAGAGUCAGGCCCACAGAGCAUGCCCAUGUGGGCCGGCGGUGUGGGGAGCCCUCGGCGGGGCAUGGCCCCUGCGUCCACAGAUGACCUCUUUGCCCGCAAGCUGCGCCAGCCAGCAAGGCCCCCGCUGACACCGCACACCUUCGAGCCGAGGCCAGUCCGGGGCCCACUCCUGCGCAGCGGCAGCGAUGCAGGCGAGGCCAGGCCCCCCACGCCAGCCAGCCCCCGUGCCCGUGCCCACAGCCACGAAGAGGCCAGCCGACCUGCAGCCACUUCCACCCGGCUCUUCACUGACCCGCUGGCACUGCUGGGGCUGCCAGCAGAGGAACCAGAGCCUGCCUUCCCACCAGUGCUUGAGCCUCGAUGGUUUGCCCACUAUGACGUGCAAAGCCUGCUCUUUGAUUGGGCUCCGAGGUCUCAGGGGAUGGGGAGCCACUCAGAGGCCAGCUCUGGGACCCUGGCUUCAGCCGAGGACCAGGCUGCCAGCUCGGACCUGCUGCAUGGGGCACCUGGCUUUGUGUGUGAGCUCGGGGGUGAGGGUGAGCUAGGCCUGGGUGGACCAGCAUCCCCACCUGUGCCCCCUGCACUGCCCAACGCGGCCGUGUCCAUCCUGGAGGAGCCACAGAACCGAACCUCGGCCUACAGCCUGGAGCACGCAGACCUGGGUGCUGGCUACUACCGCAAAUACUUCUAUGGCAAAGAACAUCAGAACUUCUUCGGGAUGGACGAGUCGCUGGGCCCGGUGGCAGUGAGCCUGCGGCGGGAGGAGAAGGAGGGCAGCGGAGGGGGCACCCUGCACAGCUACCGCGUCAUCGUGCGGACCACGCAGCUCCGGACACUCCGUGGCACCAUCUCGGAGGACGCGCUGCCGCCGGGGCCCCCACGGGGUCUGUCCCCAAGGAAACUUCUGGAGCACGUGGCGCCGCAGCUGAGCCCCAGCUGCCUGCGCCUGGGCUCAGCUUCACCCAAGGUACCACGGACGCUGCUCACACUGGAUGAGCAAGUGCUGAGCUUCCAACGCAAGGUGGGCAUCCUGUACUGCCGGGCGGGCCAGGGCUCGGAGGAGGAGAUGUACAACAACCAGGAGGCGGGACCGGCCUUCAUGCAGUUUCUCACCUUGCUGGGCGAUGUGGUGCGGCUCAAAGGCUUUGAGAGUUACCGGGCCCAGCUAGACACCAAAACGGAUUCCACAGGCACGCACUCCCUCUACACCACAUACCAGGACCACGAGAUCAUGUUCCACGUGUCCACGAUGCUGCCUUACACCCCUAAUAACCAGCAGCAGCUCCUCCGGAAGCGCCACAUUGGCAACGACAUUGUGACCAUCGUGUUCCAGGAGCCUGGCAGCAAGCCCUUCUGCCCCACCACCAUCCGCUCGCACUUCCAGCACGUGUUCCUAGUGGUGCGGGCACACACACCCUGCACGCCACACACCACCUACAGGGUGGCCGUGAGCCGCACCCAGGACACCCCUGCCUUCGGGCCAGCUCUGCCUGCUGGCGGAGGCCCCUUCGCAGCCAACGCCGACUUCCGGGCCUUCCUGCUGGCCAAAGCGCUGAAUGGUGAGCAGGCGGCCGGCCACGCGCGCCAGUUCCACGCCAUGGCCACGCGCACCCGCCAGCAGUACCUGCAAGACCUGGCCACCAACGAGGUGACCACUACGUCGCUGGACUCGGCUUCACGCUUCGGCCUGCCCUCCCUGGGUGGGAGGCGCCGGGCGGCCCCUCGGGGCCCAGGCGCCGAGCUGCAGGCAGCGGGCUCACUGGUGUGGGGAGUGCGCGCGGCGCCCGGGGCGCGGGUCGCCGCCGGGGCUCAGGCGAGCGGCCCCGAAGGCAUCGAGGUGCCCUGCCUGCUGGGCAUCUCGGCCGAGGCUCUGGUGCUGGUGGCGCCGCGCGACGGCCGCGUAGUGUUCAAUUGCGCCUGUCGCGACGUGCUGGCCUGGACCUUCUCCGAGCAGCAGCUGGACCUGUACCACGGCCGCGGGGAGGCGAUCACGCUGCGCUUCGACGGGUCCCCCGGCCAAGCCGUGGGCGAGGUGGUGGCGCGCCUGCAGCUGGUGAGCCGUGGCUGCGAGACCCGCGAGCUGGCGCUGCCCCGCGACGGUCAAGGCCGCCUGGGCUUCGAGGUGGACGCCGAGGGAUUCGUCACGCACGUGGAGCGCUUCACAUUCGCCGAGACGGCGGGGCUGCGGCCCGGGGCGCGCCUCCUGCGCGUGUGCGGCCAGACUCUGCCCAGCCUCCGGCCCGAGGCCGCUGCCCAGCUCCUGCGCUCGGCGCCCAAGGUCUGCGUCACCGUCCUGCCCCCCGACGAGAGCGGCCGGCCCCGCAGGAGUUUUUCGGAGCUGUACACGCUGUCGCUGCAGGAGCCUAGCCGGCGGGGGGCCCCAGAUCCUGUGCAGGAUGAGGUCCAGGGGGUGACCCUGCUGCCCACCACAAAGCAGCUGCUGCACCUGUGCCUGCAAGAUGGUGGCAGUCCUCCAGGGCCUGGGGAUCUGGCCGAGGAGAGGACUGAGUUCCUGCACAGCCAGAACUCGCUGUCACCACGCAGCUCUCUGUCGGAUGAGGCCCCAGUCCUGCCCAACACCACCCCGGACCUCCUCCUGGCCACCACAGCCAAGCCAUCAGUACCCAGUGCUGACAGUGAGACACCCCUGACCCAGGACAGGCCAGGCAGUCCCAGUGGCUCUGAGGACAAGGGCAACCCGGCGCCGGAGCUGAGGGCCUCCUUUCUGCCACGUACCUUGUCUCUGCGGAACUCCAUCAGCAGGAUCAUGUCGGAGGCGGGCAGUGGGACCCUGGAGGACGAGUGGCAGGCCAUCUCGGAGAUUGCCUCUACUUGCAACACCAUUCUGGAGUCGCUGUCCCGAGAGGGACAGCCCAUCCCAGAGAGUGGAGACCCUAAGGGAACUCCAAAAUCUGAUGCUGAGCCAGAGCCUGGGAACCUCUCAGAGAAGGUCUCUCACUUGGAGUCCAUGCUCAGGAAGCUGCAGGAGGACCUGCAGAAGGAGAAGGCGGACAGGGCGGCCCUGGAGGAGGAGGUGCGGAGCCUGAGACACAACAACCGGCGGCUGCAGGCGGAGUCUGAGAGUGCAGCCACACGCCUCCUCCUGGCCUCCAAGCAGCUGGGCUCACCCACCGCCGACCUGGCCUGAGCCGUCUGGAACCACCUGGGCCCCUGAGGGCACUGUGGUCACACUGGGCCCUCCUCAGGAACUCUCCCUGCGCAGAGGCGUGUCUUAGCACUGCCCCCCUCCCUAGCCCCUUAUUUGGUGGCGGAAGUGGCCUCCACCCCUUCCCUGUUUGUAAAUAUUCUGUGGAGAAAAGAGGACUUCAGGGAGUAAAAAAGCCA
Molecule: messenger RNA, 6033 nt
Organism: Homo sapiens (human)
Lineage: Eukaryota; Metazoa; Chordata; Mammalia; Primates; Hominidae
Gene: SIPA1
Product: signal-induced proliferation-associated 1
Exons: 16
Coding region: 2708-5836 (1042 amino acids)
Biological process (GO): cellular response to water deprivation; regulation of small GTPase mediated signal transduction
Cellular component (GO): perinuclear region of cytoplasm; endomembrane system; nucleus
Molecular function (GO): GTPase activator activity
Source: RefSeq, a predicted model, not a curated record